AUGGCUCUCAACACGCCGCAAACAAUUCAAGACGCUUUGCACCGAUCAUCAGAUUUCGUCGUAAACGAGGAGGAAAUGAAAAACUUGGACGAGCAGUACGAAGCAACGAAAGCAGCAAUCCGAAGCUCAAUUUUGCCGCGCCCCGCGAAGAAGGGCAACCCAUCGAGCAACGCGUCAACGCAGAGCUCGGAUGAACCUAGAAACGGAGGCGCCCAUAACUACCAGAUAGGCACCGGGCGCGGAAGAGGGGAGCCGCGCAACAACACUUGGGUGAGAAAGUCCGUCAACUACGACGAGAAGGCGCUCUGCGAGUAUCACCAGACCUACGGGCAUUCAACGGCUCAAUGCCGAACUUUAGGAGCAAAGCUCGCAGCAAAGAUGGCAGCGGGAGAGCUCCAAAACGCGGUCAGCCUCAAAGACCUCGUUCCUAACGAGCAACAAGAGAGAGCCGAGCCGAGCGGCGCGGCGGAACCCACGAAUCCUCCCCGACGAGGCGAUAACCCCAAACGCGACAGGAGAGGCGAACCUGAAGUGCGACCCGAGCCGAGGCAAAGGAUCAAUAUGAUCAUGGGUGGAUCCCAAUACCACCAAGAUAUCGUGUCUUCCAUCAAAGCCUAUCAGCGCCGAGCCGAAGCGAAGGAGAAUUGGACAGAACCAAUCGACAUCCCAAACACAGUGAUCUCCUUCGCCGAGGAGGAAACAGCAGGAAUCGAUCGACCUCAUAACGAUCCGUUGGUGAUUGAGUUAACGAUGAGGGAUCAUGACGUAGCGAGGGUGCUCAUCGAUACUGGAAGCUCAGUGAACGUCAUCUUAAGGGAAACACUCAAAAGAAUGGGAAUCGACCUCUCCGAGGUAGAAGCAAUCCCCAAACCUCUAACCGGAUUUUUAGGAGAAACGACGAUGACUAUAGGAACGAUCAGGCUUCGUGUGGUAGCUGGCGGAGUCACUAAGAUCGUCGGAUUCUGCGUCACCGAGCACCCAGCAAUAUACAACGUGAUCAUGGGAACUCCGUGGAUCAACGGGAUGAGGGCGGUACCCUCUACCUAUCAUCUCUGCCUCAAAUUCCCAACCCCAGCAGGUAUUAAAACGAUCUGGGGGAGUCAGAAGGAGUCACGAAUGUGUUGUCUAGCCGAGCACAAGCUAAGGAACCCCGUCACCGACGCACGAGCAGACAUCGACCGCAAAAAGAUGAAGACAGACCGAGAGCCCGCGAACGAGCUCUCGAAACUCUUAUAG
Eutrema salsugineum is the source of this 1236-nucleotide messenger RNA. RefSeq lists its product as uncharacterized. The transcript has a single exon. Bases 1 to 1236 code for a protein of 411 amino acids. The record is from RefSeq and is a predicted model, not a curated record. Lineage: Eukaryota; Viridiplantae; Streptophyta; Magnoliopsida; Brassicales; Brassicaceae.